AUGUUUCUCGAAGGCGACGGUCAGGAGAUAUAUGAUGAACCCUUACCUUCUCCAUUCGUUUUUAUAACAUCAAAUGCAUUGUCUAUGAGGAGUUUGGAUUAUGAUUACGAAGAGGAGACAGUUUUCUGGACAGACGCACAUACUAAGACAGUAUAUAAAACCGUUAUGCAGUCAGGAAACUUGAUGAACAUUGCUGUGUAUAGCGGAACCUCCUCACAAGCGGAGGGUUUGGCUGUGGACUGGAUUUCUAAGAAGCUGUAUUGGACCGACGCGCUAUAUAACUGGAUUAUGGUUUCAGACUACAGUGGCACGUACGUCAAGCCACUGCUAUUACAUGACCUUGAUCGACCUAGAGGCAUAGUUGUACAUCCAAACAAAGGCUUGAUUGUCCAUAAACAAGAAGGUCCGCAGGCGAGAGCUAGUAGGAAGACUGUUUUCCAUGUCAAAUAUUUCAGUGGUGCUAAUUCCUGUGGUUUAAAGGGUGUUCCACUUAGAGCUGACAACAAGUCCAAAUUGCGUGGUUCCUUAGAUUGGGAUCAAGGCCUCUGA
Messenger RNA from Saccoglossus kowalevskii, 549 nucleotides. Its product is annotated as low-density lipoprotein receptor-related protein 4-like. NCBI's taxonomy places the organism in Eukaryota, Metazoa, Hemichordata, Enteropneusta, Harrimaniidae. The record is from RefSeq and is a predicted model, not a curated record.